GUUAAAUGUUUAUUUAGAAUUAGUCGAAGUUGAGCUAAGUCUUUGAAAAGCGGUGCGAUUUAUUUAUAGUAUUGUUGUUUUUGUAAGGAUGCGUUCUUCUAAACUUUGUGAAAUCGUGCUAGAAGCCACCUGCGCUGUUAUUUUGAUAUCCUGUAGUGCAGCGAAGCUUCCCGAUGACAUCAAACCAUGUGUUGCAGGGGAUGAUAAAUGUAUUAUUGAGAAUAUAAACACUGUACUCGCUAAAAAAUAUGAAGGCGAUGAAAGUUUCGGCUUAUCUAAGCUAGAACCUUUCAAAAUGGAUGAUAUUAUCAUCAGUCAAGAUUCGACGAGACCUUUAGCAAUUCAUCUCGCGCUGCGUAACCCCCUCGGGUAUGGCGUCAAGGACUUGACAGCAAGAAAAGUGAAGGGUUUCGGCAAAAAUCCAGACGGCCGUCACGAAAUUAUAAUAGCGGCACCUGCCCUAACACUGUUAUCCGAUUACAAAAUUGAUGGUAAAGUUCUAAUACUGCCCAUACAAGGCGAGGGCAAAAGCAAUAUCACAUUGGUGCAACCUGUGAUACGAAUCCGCAUAGAUGCAACAUCACGCAAUGAGAAUGGCAACACAUUUAUGGAUAUUAAGGAAUUUCGCAUUGAAUGCAAAGUUAAACGCAUGAUAAUGCAAUUCGAUAACCUUUUUAACGGUGACAAAGCCCUGGGUGACAACAUCAAUAGUUUUUUGAACGAAAAUUGGCAGGAGAUUUAUGCUGAGCUGAAAGUACCCUUUUAUGAUGCGAUCGCCAAUGCAAUGAAUGUGGCUGCAAAGCAAGUCUUCAAAACGAUUCCUUAUAAUGAAAUAUUUCAAAUAUAAAAUACUAGUACGCUGAGUCAAGUUGUUUUGCAUUAGAUAUGUAUACUAUAUGUUUCUGUGUAAUUUGUUUUUGUUUGUAAAUUAUGAWGAGCCAAUCAAUAAUAUUGACAGUUGAGCAAUUAUA
Bactrocera latifrons is the source of this 971-nucleotide messenger RNA. Its product is annotated as protein takeout-like. The record is from RefSeq and is a predicted model, not a curated record. The transcript has 4 exons. The coding region runs from base 89 to 847 and encodes 252 amino acids. Lineage: Eukaryota; Metazoa; Arthropoda; Insecta; Diptera; Tephritidae.